Molecule: messenger RNA, 1923 nt
Organism: Ipomoea triloba (trilobed morning glory)
Lineage: Eukaryota; Viridiplantae; Streptophyta; Magnoliopsida; Solanales; Convolvulaceae
Product: DEAD-box ATP-dependent RNA helicase 20
Exons: 10
Coding region: 139-1650 (503 amino acids)
Cellular component (GO): cytoplasm; nucleus; ribonucleoprotein complex
Molecular function (GO): RNA binding; ATP binding; RNA helicase activity
Source: RefSeq, a predicted model, not a curated record
CCAAACGUCACCACAUAUACAUAGCUCACUGCUGGGGCGACCGUAGUACACGGAAGAGCCCUCUCUUUAAACCAUCGAUAUCCCUCGCCGGAACCUUCUGUCUUCGUUUUCCUGACCUUGCAGUCAACAAUACGUUCAAUGAGUAGAUACGAUAGCCGCGCGGCGGACCCCGGGUCGUAUCGCGACCGGCGAAGCGACUCUGGCUUUGGCGGUGGAUCGACAUACCGGUCAUCUUCAGCAAGUAGGAAAGACUAUGAGGGCAGUGAGUCGCCUCGGAAAUUGGAUUUAGACGGGUUGACCCCGUUUGAGAAGAAUUUCUAUGUCGAGUCACGGUCAGUUGCGGCAAUGACGGACAGCGAGGUGGAGGAGUAUAGGCGGCGACGGGAGAUAACGGUAGAAGGCCGUGAUGUGCCGAAACCUGUGAAGAGCUUCAGUGACGUGGGGUUUCCAGAAUAUGUUUUGAAAGAAAUUGAGAAGGCUGGCUUUACUGAGCCUACACCUAUUCAAUCUCAAGGAUGGCCUAUGGCCUUGAAGGGCCGUGAUCUCAUUGGUAUUGCAGAAACAGGUUCAGGGAAGACACUAGCGUAUCUGCUACCUGCAAUUGUGCAUGUCAAUGCUCAACCAUUUUUAGCGCAAGGAGAUGGUCCUAUUGUCCUAGUCUUAGCUCCAACUCGUGAGCUUGCUGUUCAAAUCCAACAAGAAUCUACUAAAUUUGGUGCCUCAUCAAAGAUUAAGAGCACUUGCAUAUAUGGAGGGGUUCCAAAGGGGCCCCAAGUUCGUGAUCUUCAGAAAGGUGUUGAGAUUGUUAUUGCUACACCUGGAAGAUUGAUUGACAUGUUAGAAUCUCAUCACACAAACUUGCGUAGGGUUACAUAUCUUGUAUUGGAUGAAGCUGAUCGUAUGCUGGACAUGGGCUUUGAACCUCAGAUCAGAAAAAUUGUUUCACAGAUACGGCCAGAUCGUCAAACUCUGUACUGGAGUGCUACAUGGCCCAAGGAAGUUGAGCAACUUGCUAGGCAAUUCCUAUAUAAUGCAUAUAAAGUGAUUAUUGGUUCGGAAGAUCUGAAAGCUAAUCAUGCAAUUCGCCAGCAUGUGGAAAUUGUCUCAGAAAGCCAAAAAUAUAACAAAUUAGUGAAGUUGUUGGAGGACAUUAUGGAUGGUAGCAGAAUUCUGAUAUUUAUGGACACUAAAAAAGGUUGUGAUCAAACAACUCGGCAAUUGCGGAUGGAUGGUUGGCCUGCACUUUCAAUUCAUGGUGAUAAGAGCCAAGCAGAAAGAGAUUGGGUCCUCUCAGAAUUCAAAGCUGGCAAGAGUCCCAUAAUGACAGCUACAGAUGUUGCUGCUCGAGGCUUAGAUGUGAAGGAUGUUAAAUAUGUCAUCAACUACGACUUCCCAGGAUCCCUUGAGGACUAUGUUCAUCGAAUUGGUCGGACAGGAAGAGCAGGUGCCAAAGGAACAGCUUACACGUUCUUCACAGCUGCAAAUGCCAGAUUUGCAAAAGAUCUUAUUCAUAUUCUUCAGGAGGCUGGGCAGAAGGUCAGUCCUGAACUGGCAGCCAUGGGACGCGGUGCUCCUCCUCCUCCUCCAGGAGGCCAUGGCGGUUUCCGAGAUCGUGGCCGAGGUUAUGGAGGUGGUCGCCGGUGGAAUUGAGGUUGAGCUGAUGGAUUUCCAUUACAAUCACCUGCAAAUUGGCACAUCACCUGAUGGGUAUCCACCCAAGCUAUCACUAGGACGAAGACUCUGUUAUCUCAUUUUUGUUUGGGGCAUCUUAUUUCAGGGGAGUUGAUGGAUACCUUAGUUAUGAAGACUCAUUUAUCUUUCUUGUAUCAUAUUUGACCCUUUGUAUUUCGAUCAAGUGAAACAUUAACGAAUUUUUAUUUAUAUUUUAAUAGCGAGUAGACUUUGUUUUCUGAUUGCUUUCAA